Messenger RNA from Rotaria sp. Silwood1, 534 nucleotides. The record is from the annotation of a GenBank genome assembly. NCBI's taxonomy places the organism in Eukaryota, Metazoa, Rotifera, Eurotatoria, Philodinida, Philodinidae.
AUGGGAAUUCCAAGUCCUUAUGUUCAAUGGAUUCAAGCAUGGUUAAAUGAUCGCCAGGCUACCAUUGAAAUACAAGAUUAUAUUCCUUCAUCAUCACCAUCAAUUAAACGAAAACAUGAUGAAUCUUUGCUUGAAUACGGAAAGCAAAUGAAUGAUAUUAGCAAUUUCUUGGAAACUGUUAUGAAACAACAAGGAGUUAUUGUUGAUGGUCUUCAAGCACUUCGUAAAAGGCAUGAGAAAAUUAAAAAAAUGACAACUUCAUUACUUCAUGCAAAUAAACUUGUGAGUUUCUUUAAUCUUGCCUUCUUUUGUGAAUUUUGUUCAAUAUUGGAUCAAGUCUCGGCUAAUAAACCAGUUCAAUUACCAAUCUACAAAUACAAGGAAAAAAAUCUCUUCGAUUCAAUAUCUGCUGAUUUAUCAAUAACUGCUACUCACUGUAAGUUGAUUCGUAAACUGUAUUCAACAGAAGAAAUAAUUAAUGGUGAAGCAUUAAAUGUACAAGAUGAAAGAUUUGAAAUUGUGAAAGAUGAGUAA